This is a messenger RNA of Dracunculus medinensis (Guinea worm), 933 nucleotides long. The record is from the annotation of a GenBank genome assembly. NCBI's taxonomy places the organism in Eukaryota, Metazoa, Nematoda, Chromadorea, Rhabditida, Dracunculidae.
AUGUCUGAUUAUUCAUUUGGUAUGGCGCAAAAAGUUAAAGAUGCUAUUAUGGUCCUAUUACGCGUGCAUGUGGUUCAAUCUGCUUUUUGGAAAAUGGUUGUUCAUUUAUGGAAUCUUUGCUUAAAUAGUGCGACAAUCAUAACUUGUACUCUGCAAACAUUGAUCAAUAGCUUCCUUCUGCUAGCUUUCUUCACUGAUAAUAAACUUCGCUCGAAUAGCAAUUUAUUUCUCCUUAUAUCCUUGACAUUUACCGAUUUAUUAUAUUCUGUUACAGAACUUCCCUACGUUAUAUAUAUGCUUUGUGGUUGGGCUGCAGAAGGUGAUAUUUAUCAUUAUAAUGUAAAAACAAUGACCUAUCUUGGAAGUAUACCUAUGGUAUUCAUGAAAGCCGACAUCGUUCUCACAACUUUUAUCGCCGUGAGCCGGGCUUUAGCACUCUUUUUCCCUUUAACAUAUUUUCGAUCAAAUAAAAAGCGAAUUUUCAUCUUGAUGCUUAUUUUGACGACAUCAAUCGCAAUGUUCGACAUAAUAGUUUGUUAUUCAUUUAAGAAAUCCAGGGAAAGUUAUGAUUGUUUUUCAUUUGGUUGCUGUAUUGGAAAAAUUUAUCGUAUCUAUCGAGGUGCAACAAAUUUAAUUUUUCACCUAUUUACCUGUUUUAUAACAAUCGCUGUUAUUAUUUGCCCACGAAAAACAGUGAAAGUUGGUGACCAAAGAGCUCAAGUUCGUCGCAAGACUGAGGAGGCUAAUUUUCGAGAACUUGAUUUCAUCAUUCGUUUUUGCACAUCACUUAAUAUCCUGGCUCAUUCAUUUAUUUUUGCAAUAGCUCAUAAAGAUUUACGAAAAAGAUUAACCGAAAUAUUCAAUAGUAAAUCAACGACAAAAAUUAUUCGAUCAUCAAUACUACCAACAAAUAACUCGAAAGCCCAUCCUUGA